AAUCGAUCAGUCUGUUUGCGUCGUACACCGUGUUCGGUCGUUUUAUAAUUUAACAUCAAGAUAAAACGUGUACCCUGCUGAAAGCUGAAGAAAAGAAGGUUGAAAACAAUAGUUAGUGAUUUUUUCAAGCCCGCUGGUAAAUAUAUCCUACUAGAACUACUAGAACCAGUGAACUACAACUAUGGCCCCAAAAGAUGAUGCCGAAGUAACAGCAUUGAAGAAGGAACUUAACGAUCUAAUUGCCAAGAUUAAGGACGAACAAAAGAAGGCAGCCGAUUGUACGUUAUCGGAAAAAUGUGCGGAUAUGGGCGACGUACCGAAGGUGCGCAUAACCACGAAAAAGUUCCUUAAGGGGCAUAUCAACAAGGUCAACUCUGUACAUUUUGCUGGAGAUUCACGACAUUGUGUUACGGGUUCGCUAGAUGGUAAACUGAUCAUCUGGGACACCUGGACUGGCAAUAAAGUACAAGUUAUCCCGUUACGGUCGGCCUGGGUCAUGAGUGUAGCGUUUGCCGAGUCCGGUAAUUUUGUUGCUUGCGGAGGUAUGGACAACAUGUGCACCGUAUACGACUUGAACAAUCGAGAUGCCCAAGGUAACGCGAAAAUUGUUCGAGAAUUGGCCGGUUAUGAGGGAUUCCUUAGUUCCUGUCGAUUUUUGGACGACACACACGUUUUGACCGGAUCGGGUGAUAUGAAAAUCUGUGUCUGGGAUCUGCAAGUAGGUAAGAAAACAUCCGAGUUUGAUGCCCACAAUGGGGACGUUGUUUCGAUUUCACUCAGUCCAGAUAAAAAUACUUACGUGACUGGAUCUGUCGAUCGCACAUGCAAACUGUGGGACGUUCGAGAGUCAACUCCGAAGCAGACCUUUUUUGGUCACGAGGCGGAUGUGAACAGCGUUUGUUAUCAUCCGAGUGGAUUUGCAUUUGCUACCGGAUCGGAGGACAAAACAGCCCGGUUGUUCGAUUUGCGUUCUGACCAGCAAAUUGGCCAUUUCGAACCACCGAACAAGACCAGUGGAUUUACAUCGUGUGCUCUAUCGCUUAGCGGCCGAUUCAUCCUAUGUGGAUCAGACGACAACAAUGUCCACAUUUGGGACACGAUGAAAGGUGUACACAAUGGAGUGUUGAGUGGUCACGAGAAUCGCAUUACAUCAAUCUGUAUGGCUCCAAACGGGAUGGCACUGGCAACCUGUAGCUGGGAUCAGAAUGUGCGCGUCUGGGUCUGAAAAUUUUCAGUUUGGUUUCAAGAAGUGAUGAGAGGUGAAAUUGCAAAUGCAAAAAUGACAGUUCUGUUUUUUUUAUAUAUUUUUAAACAAUCAUUGAAUAUUUGUUCACAACAUAACACUAUAGCUCAAGACUGAGCUGCAAUCUUUCUAUGAGGUGAUGUAAUAAAACCGAAUGUUUUAACUGAACAAAAUAGUUAUCAAACCCUAUACUAAAACACA
Malaya genurostris is the source of this 1444-nucleotide messenger RNA. It is a transcript of the gene Gbeta76C, whose product is annotated as guanine nucleotide-binding protein subunit beta-2. Gene Ontology annotation, biological process: G protein-coupled receptor signaling pathway. Gene Ontology annotation, molecular function: signaling receptor complex adaptor activity; protein binding. Lineage: Eukaryota; Metazoa; Arthropoda; Insecta; Diptera; Culicidae. Gene Ontology annotation, cellular component: cytoplasm; heterotrimeric G-protein complex. Bases 182 to 1225 code for a protein of 347 amino acids. The transcript has 6 exons. The record is from RefSeq and is a predicted model, not a curated record.